Messenger RNA from Saccharomycodes ludwigii, 1923 nucleotides. It is a transcript of the gene UTP18, whose product is annotated as Utp18p. Gene Ontology annotation, cellular component: Pwp2p-containing subcomplex of 90S preribosome; small-subunit processome. The transcript has a single exon. Gene Ontology annotation, biological process: rRNA processing. Lineage: Eukaryota; Fungi; Ascomycota; Saccharomycetes; Saccharomycodales; Saccharomycodaceae. Gene Ontology annotation, molecular function: protein binding. Bases 1 to 1923 code for a protein of 640 amino acids. The record is from RefSeq and is a predicted model, not a curated record.
AUGGAAGGUCAAGAAAAUAUAUCCAAUAUGGAUAAUAUUAACACUAUUAAAGAGUAUCAUAACAAUAAUGUCAAUAAUGACCUUGCUGUAAAUGUAGAAGAAUCAGAUAAAAAUACAGAAACAUCAUUGUUACAAAAACAAUCACCAUCAGAGAAAAAUAUUCCUCCACCAGACAAAGAAGAAUUGUUAUUAAAUAAAUUAGUCUUUGGUGAAACAGCAGACGAUUUUAGGGCUGGAUUAAAAGAUACUGUAGAUUCAUUUCAGGAUUAUGCGUAUAAUUCCAACAGUGACGACGAUAAUGAUAGUAUCAGUGAUGCAGAAGAUAAAAAUGAAGAUGAAAUGGAUUUACUUAAUGACGAUCAAUUGUUUUAUGCGGAUGAAGAUGGUGAAGAAGACGAUGAACAUAGAAUGGAUGUAGAUUACGAGUCAUCCAGCACCGAUGAUGAAAGUGAUGCUUGGGUGGACUCGGAUGAUGAAAAUGUGAACAUUAAUCUUUGGGAUUCUAAUAGAUCCAAAAAAUUAAAGACAUCAUAUGUUGAAAAGAGUCUCAAUGGUAAAGAGUAUAUUAAAAGAUUAAGGGCCCAAUUUGAAAAAAUUUAUCCCAUUCCUAGGUGGGUUUAUGACAUUGAACAAAACAGUGAUACUGAAUACAAUUCCGAAGAAGAUAAUGAAGAAUCACUAGUUGGUGAUGUCAACGCUUUGAUUAAAAUAUUAAACUCCUCGACAAAAUAUACAGAUAAAAAAAGUGGUAAACAUUCUUCUAAAUUAUUACCACCUAAUAAGAUUGAAUUACUAAGGGUCAAGGAUGCAAAUGCACAGCAUCCAUCACGCGCGGCCAUUCAGACAUUAUCGUUUCAUCCAUCCAAUCAACCUAUUUUAUUAACUGGUGGCUAUGAUAGAUCUUUAAGAUUAUACCAUAUCGAUGGGAGAAACAAUCCACUAGUUACUUCAGUUUAUCUCCACGGUACACCAAUUCAAACAGCCUGUAUAUAUGUGAACAACUCAGACCCUGACACUACUAAAGUUUUCACUGGUGGUAGAAGAAGGUAUAUGCAUUCAUGGACCAUAUCUAAUGGUGACAAUCAAAAUGAGAAUGGGCAAUUGAAUAUUGAAAAGAUAAGUAGAAUGUAUGGUCACGAAAGCACUCAAAGAUCGUUUGAAAACUUUAAAAUGGGACAUUAUUUGAAUAGCAAUGGUUAUAAUACGAAGAACUCUACAUCCUCUCAUGGCAUUAUAUGUCUACAAGGUAAUAAUGGAUGGAUCAAUAUUUUACAUGCUACUACUGGUCAAUAUAUGACUGGAUGCAAGAUUGAGGGUGUUUUAAUUGAUUUUUGUAUUGAUUAUCUAAAUGUGAUUAAUAAUGGUGGGAAAGAAGAAAUACAUACAAUAAUAAUAGCCAUAAAUACAUUUGGCCAAGUUUGGGAAUUUGACUUAAACGAUGAUAAUAAGGUAAUAAACAAAUGGAAGGAUGAAAGUGGGGUUGGUAUCACUAAAAUUCAAGUUGGUGGUGCUACGAACUCUUCAUAUUUAUUAUCAUCUCAAAGCAAUAAUGAAAGUGGCAGCGGCAUCAGAUGUAAUAAUAGAUGGUUGGCCAUAGGGAGUGAAAGCGGUAUUGUGACAGUUUAUGAUAGAUACAAUAAAGGAAGUUCAAAACCAAGUUUCAUUCUAGAUCAAUUAACUACCACCAUUUCAAAUCUAGAAUUUUCACAUGAUGGCCAAUUGCUAUGUAUGGCUUCAAGAUCUUCAAAAGAUGCUUUAAAGUUGGUUCAUUUAUCCACUGGGUCAGUUUUUUCUAAUUGGCCCAAUAGUAGGACACCAUUGGGUAAGGUCACAUGCGUGAAAUUUUCACCUCGCUCAGAAUAUUUAGCAGUUGGCAAUGAACAAGGCAGAGUUAGAUUAUGGAAACUUGGACACUAUUGUUAG